Messenger RNA from Notodromas monacha, 1326 nucleotides. The record is from the annotation of a GenBank genome assembly. NCBI's taxonomy places the organism in Eukaryota, Metazoa, Arthropoda, Ostracoda, Podocopida, Cyprididae.
AUGCCUCACGAUACACGUGAAGUUGACGACGCCUCGAUUUUAGCCAAUAAGGAAACGACGAAGUCAUACUGGGAAUCCAAAUUACUUGAGGCGGCGGAGAACCAGAAAAACCUACUGAAUAAGCACAUCGCAGCGGAUUCUUUGACGCCGGUCAUAACUGCUUCAGUGGCUCAGUCUCCAGUUGCCAACAAGGACGCCAAGGCCGUCGAGAUGCGGUCAAACGGACUCGUCGAGGAUGUCAAGGAAUUGCGCGGAGGAGCCGUCGUGUCGCCACCGCCAGAGUUCAGGUUGAACGGAAAAGGCAGCAGUGACGACGUGGCAAAGCCUUUGCAGCAGUACGUGUACGGGGAAAACGGGCCCACGGAAGAUCCCGCCGUGCCUCGUCACGUGAACAUCAUCGAGCAGGAAAUCCGGGAGCAGCAGAUGCGAGAGGCUGUCCUGCGCCACGAAGGCACUCUCAGGCCUCCGCUGAGCUCAGUAGAAGAAGAAGAACAAGGCGUGUUGGUGGUCGCCGGAGAAGAUGACAGCGGCUGCGCGGAAUUCCAAGAAUUCGAUCCCACUGAGCCCGUUGUUGUGUCGAAACCCGUCAUAGCGUCUGCACCGGUCCAGUUGCGUCCGCCAUCGCCGGUCGUCGUCGUGGCGGCACAUGCUGCAGUACCAUCUGCGGUCGGGGAUGACGAUGGUCCCGAAGGCAUCGUUGCCGGUGGCACCCCAGGGACCGGAGACUUUUCGCCCGAGGAUUUGGCGCCUUCUUCGACGUAUUUCGACUCUCCGCAGUUUUCCACGGAGGCGAAGAUCGCUCUGGAGAUCCGGGAGCUGAAAGAGCGCGAAGAGGAGCUGCGUCGGAUGCGAACGCGGUUCAACAGCGCCUCUGCGUUGCACUCACAAGAUAAUCUCAUCAGCCUGCCUACUUCUUCAUCCACUGAUGAAGGGAAUUGUUCCGAAUACGGCAGCGGUGAAGACGCCAGCAACAAGGAAGUUGCAAGCAUCGAAGACGGCGGCUCGUCAAGUGGAGGCACGCAAGGAGUCUCCGUGAGACGAUCCGCACCAGUGGUCUGGAAAAGGGGCGAAAUCGCCGUUGUUCGUGAGGCUAUUAAUUUCGAUCUACGGAGUCCGAGGAAAGAGAAAUUCCUCUGGUUGCGAAUCGAAUCUUUUUUGGAAACUUUCCCUCGUUUCCGAAGGACACCCACCGAAGACGAACCGGAUUUCGGUCAGAGAAAUUUUCGAAAGCCAGAAUCAAUUGCGUCUUGCAGCAAUGCAAUAAGGCUUCUCUUCCUGGCAAUGACUUUGCGAAAUCACAGCGAAUCGAAGCCUGGUGGAAAUUGA